CUCCCCCCUCCCCCCCCUUCCCCAGCCAAGGGGUCCUGCAACAUUUAGGGAAGCGGAGAAGGGGCGUCCGAGUUGCAGAAGAUUUGGCAAAAUGAUGUGUGUGUUUCUCUUUGGAACUUUCCCUCCUCCUGGGGGAACAGAGAUGGUGGCGACGGAACCCUUCCAGGCACCCCCAUUCUCGUUUGAAGAGGUGGCUGUGUAUUUUGCAGAGGAAGAGUGGACUCUCCUGGACUCAGAGCAGAGAGACCUUUACUGGGACGUAAUGCAAGAGAACUAUGAGAAUGUGGCUUCGCUGGCGGUUCCAAUCCCGAAACCUGAGUUGAUCUCUCGUCUGGAACGGGGAGAAGAGCCGUGGAUCCCCGCCCAAGCAGCUCCAGAGGAGAAAAAAAUCCCCCUCAACAUUUAUGAAGGAAAUAACUUUGCCUUGACUUCCCCCACCACCCCAGCAAGCGAGGUGAUCGUGAGGGAGAUCAAGGAAGAGAUUGCGGAACCCGAAGUUCUGGAUCCAGCGGAUCCCCAGUGGACUCUGCUGGGGGCACCCCCGGAGGACGCUUCCCUGGUGGCAGAGGCCCGGCGCGGCCUGCAGAGGCCGUGGGAGCUGCAGGCGGGGCACGUCUGGCGGGAGCCCUCCAGGCACGUGAGGGCGGCCAGUUCCAAGCGCAGCAUGUUCCACGUGGGGCGGAAGAAGCUCAUGUGCCCCGAGUGCGACCGGUGGUUCCACUGCAAGUCGGAGUUCUUGCUGCACUGGCGGACCCACACGGGCGAGAAGCCCUACCAGUGCCUGGCCUGUGGCAAGCGCUUCAUCCAGAGCUCCCACCUCAGUGCCCACCGGCGCAUCCACACGGGUGAGAAGCCCUAUGAGUGCCCCCGGUGCGGGCGGAGCUUCAACCGGCGCUCCACCCUGACGGAGCACCUGAGGAUCCACACCGGGGAGAAGCCGUACAAGUGCCUGCAGUGCGGGGAGAGCUUCCGCUGGAGGCCCUACCUGACCAAGCACCAGCGGGCCCACCUGGGCAGCACUGCCUACAGAGGCCUCAGCAACAGAGAAGCCAUCUUUGAAGACGCGGCCCGUCCCGAGCCGCAGGGAAGACUCUCAGAUGCCCCUGCCUACUGGCAUAGCAUCCAAAAACCAAAGCAAAGGGCUAUUAACAUGAUUAAUAUCAAUGAGAUUAUUAUGACUGUCGAUCAUGGGUCCAAGAGAGAUGAUUUCUUACGGAAUGAAACUGCUGUAAGCAAAGAUCCAACUGCAGAAGAUAUCUCAGCCGUUCGAAACAACUCCAUCUGUGGCGAUUAA
Molecule: messenger RNA, 1294 nt
Organism: Candoia aspera
Lineage: Eukaryota; Metazoa; Chordata; Lepidosauria; Squamata; Candoiidae
Product: zinc finger protein 316-like
Exons: 6
Coding region: 92-1294 (400 amino acids)
Biological process (GO): regulation of DNA-templated transcription
Source: RefSeq, a predicted model, not a curated record